CAUACAUGCACUCAGAUACACACAACCAGACAUAAAUACACUUGACACAACAUAGUGUGAGAGGAAUACUUACAUGAAUAGUUUGGUAAUGUGCAGCCAGUUUUCUCCUCCCCUCUCUGUCCCCUCACACUCCGUGCAGCUCCUUCCUCUUCCCGCCCACACACACUCACAGCUCCUCUCCAAUGCAUCGCUCUGUCAGAGUGAAUAGUCCUGAGAGGGCUCCAGGACUAGAAGCAAAGCAUCGGGGGGGAAAAUGAGGCCGUGUACCACAAUGUGGAGUGGGGGCACUACACCACAGUUUAUGUUGUACAUUGCAGACUCCAAGCAAGUUAUGAGCCUCUCCCACAGUCAUGAAGUUCUGUAUGCCUAUGCAUAAAGGGAGCUGCAUUAAUCGCUUUCGCAUUGUUCAGGUAGAUCUCCACCUCUCAAAGGUCACCUACUCCUGCAAUAAGAUGAAGACACUUGACCGUGUCGUAAUGCAUAGGGAUUGGCCGUGGACAGACGUACACCAGGAGUGACGUGAGAAGGCGCUGUGGACGCCACUGUUCAAUUUUAUGCUCGUUUUUAUCGAUUUUCAUGUAGGCGCAACUGUUUUUCAAUAAAUGCCCUAUUUAUUUACGUACUACACUAUUGGAGGCCUUCCAUUUGUCCCUCUUGUUCCCCGAGCUUGAGCAAUCUAGGUACUCUGCUAAGGGACCAGUGUUCCAUCAGCCUUUACCAGGGGAUAUCGAGGAGAUUGAUGCGUGGUGGUAUUUCACAUUGAUUGCUGAUUUUAGCCCUCAUUGAGAACAGAAGCAAUGAAAUCUGUGUGGUUUCUCUGGUGGAGUUGUCUAUCUUUGUCUGCACACAGCAGUCCUGGUGUAGUAAUGAGAGUCACUCAGAAAUGGCUGGAUCACAUACGCUCUGAAGGAAUAGACGUGUUUCGUCACAUUCUCCUCUAUGAUCAUCUUCCAGAUAUAAAUGGUUCUACACGUGCGUUUGGUCAAGUUGAUUAUGCAAUUUCCAAAAUAACUGUUGAAGAAUUCAACAUCCCCCAUUGCACAGCUGUUCCAGUACCACUCACAGAUGUUGAUGUCACUGUUAAAGAUGCCAUGACCAAAGUGCAUGGUGAAUGGAAAGUACGGCACUGGUUGAUACAUGACCAAGGGACAUUUGACCUUACACUUUCAGAAGUAUCUUUAGCGGCAAAUCUAGCAACUCUCAAAGACUCGUCUGGACGCCCAUCUGUGUCUCUUUCUGCUUGUCAUUCAGAAAUCACAAAGGCCAAGCUACACCUGUCUGGUGGGGCAAGUUGGUUCUACAAUCUCUUCACUUUUUUGCUAGAAAAGCCCAUCAGGGAUAAAAUCAACCAGAAGCUCUGCCCACGAGUGAAUGAAGUCAUCGCAAUCCUGCAGAAGGAGUUGACAACAUUUCAAGUCACCGCAAAUCUUGAAGAAAAUAGUAUAAUUGACUACUCUCUUCUAACCCCUCCACAUGUGCAGAAAACCUGUAUUGAUUUAAAUUUGAAGGGAACCAUCCAACACUCUGGGGCUUUGGUAGAACAAGUUCCCAACACAGCACCUAUACAAUUACCUGAUACAAGUUCGGCUAUGGUUCUGGUUGGACUGUCUGAAUAUUUUUUUAAUAAUUUAGGAAAGUCUUACUUCAUGUCUGAUACUCUCAAACUGACACUCAACCAACAGCAGUUUCUAGAUUCUUACUGGCUUAAAACUGGUGACUACGGGUCCAUUAUUCCUAAGAUAAAAGACUAUUACCCUGUCUCAGAGGCUAUGAUGAUUACCAUAAGAGCCACAAAGCCUCCAGUCAUACACCUGACAUCCCAGCUGUCUAUGGAAAUGGAAGGACAUAUCGAAGGCUUAGUUGUCCUUCCUUAUUCUAUCACAAGGAAAAUCUAUUCUACCAAUGUGAAAGCAACGCUCAUUGCAACCUCGCUGCAAGUCGUUGACCUAAAACUGGUGGUUUCUUUCGCUUUGGAUAGGUUUCAGUUCUCAGAGUUCAAAAGUGAAGUUGGUUAUGUUAAUGUUUCGGAACUGGAAGAGUUAUUGGGAAACAGUUUAAGAGAAUCUGCACUUCUAGCAAUAAACAAUGGAUUACAUGGAGGCAUUCCUAUGCCAGCACUGGCUAACAUAACUCUGCAGGAUUACACACUACAAAUCACCCCUGGAUGUUUAUUGGCAUCAAUGGACAUGUACUACAUACCAUGGAGAAAACUAUUAGACAUUCUACCCAAGCACCAGUCUCCAGACCAUCACAUGCUGUGAAGAUUUAUGAACAAUAACAAGAUGGUUGUCCAACAGGCUACAUGGCUGUUAAUGGUUUAGAUGUGUCACAACGCCAGAUCAUUUUAAUAAAGUUUUGUUUCACCAA
Molecule: messenger RNA, 2367 nt
Organism: Rana temporaria (common frog)
Lineage: Eukaryota; Metazoa; Chordata; Amphibia; Anura; Ranidae
Product: BPI fold-containing family C protein-like
Exons: 19
Coding region: 798-2261 (487 amino acids)
Molecular function (GO): lipid binding
Source: RefSeq, a predicted model, not a curated record